AUGGUGGUGCAACUAUGGAUAGUGCACGGGUUUAUCCAAUUCUCAAACACAAAACAACCAUUAGAGGAGGUUGCUAAUGAGUACUUCAAGGAUCUGCUUUGGAGAUCCUUCUUUGAAGAAGUAGGGGACAUGUUUGGAAAUUUAAAAUACAAAAUGCAUGAUCUAAUUCAUGAUCUUGCAGAAUCGGUUGCAAUGGUAGACUGCAAGCUCGUUGAUAUGGACAGCAAAAAUGUUGAUGAAAAAAUUCGUCAUAUAUGUUGUCCAUUUUUUAUCGCCUUCUCUUGUAAUGAGACUUUAAGCUUAUUGGUUAAAGCAAAAAAGAUGCGUACGCUUCUUCUAAGAUCAAAUAAGUAUUGGUUAGAUGAGCCAAUGUUGAAUACAAUUACUUUGAAUUUCAGAAGCUUGCGUGCAUUAGGUGGAAUGACGAUCACAAGGGUACCAAAUUCUAUAGGGAACUUAAUACAUCUCAAAUACCUUGAUCUUUCUAGAAGCCAUUGUAUUGUCACUCUCCCUGAAUCUAUUACUAGACUAUGGAAUUUGCAAACAUUGAAAGUCUUUUACUGCAGUAGGCUUGAAGAAUUACCUAAAGACAUUAAAGAAUUAGUCAAUCUCAAGCACCUUGAUGACAAUGAAUGUGAAUCUUUGAGUAAUAUGCCUCGUGGAUUAGGGCAACUGACUUGUCUUCAAACAUUACCAUUAUUCAUUGUGAGCAAGGACUCUUCUUCCAUCUCCAAGCACGUUGGUGGCCUAGGCGAAUUAAACCAGCUAAACAACAUCAGAGGAACACUAAAGAUCACACAUUUGGAGCGACUAGAAGGUGCUAACUCCAUAUGCAAGGCUGCAAAUAUAAGUGGAAAACAGCAUCUUGAAGAGAUGAUGUUAAGAUGGGAUCAAGAAGGUAAUAUUAAUAAUGACGAUGAGAAGUCAUUAGAUAGCCUCCAACCAUAUCAAAAUCUCAAAUAUUUGUUGGUGGAAGGGUACGGGGGAGUGAGGUUUUCUAGUUGGCUUUCUUUGCUCCCCAAUCUGGUUGAAAUAAUAAUAUUAGAUGGUAAAAGAUGCCAACAUUUGCCACGGUUAUCUCAACUCCCCUUUUUACAAUCUCUAUGGCUUAAUGUUAUGGACGAUUUGGAGUACAUAUCAGAUGGUGAUAUAAGCGAGGAGGUACCUACUUCAUCCACAGUGUCGUCAACACCAUUCUUCCCAUUGUUGAAGUUACUCUCAAUCCGAAAUUGCCCUAAGCUGAAGGGAUGGGGGAGGAGUGCAUCAAUGCAAGAUCAUCAUCACCACUCAUUGCCUUCAUUUCCUUGUCUUUCUUAUUUAGAAAUUGAGCAUUGUCCUAAUCUGACUUCCAUGCCUCUAUUUCCAUAUCUUGAAGAAGAUUUAUAUUUGAAUAAUGUUAGCUUCAUGCCUUUGCAAGAGACAAUGGCAAUGGCUUCGUUGCUGCCCCCCUCAUCCCCUCUUUCUAAAUUAAAGAUUAUGACUCUGGCUUUUAGAGAGGAUGAAGUACCUCUGCUAGAUGACUGGCCGUAA
This is a messenger RNA of Quercus lobata, 1530 nucleotides long. Its product is annotated as putative disease resistance protein RGA4. Bases 1 to 1530 code for a protein of 509 amino acids. The record is from RefSeq and is a predicted model, not a curated record. The transcript has a single exon. NCBI's taxonomy places the organism in Eukaryota, Viridiplantae, Streptophyta, Magnoliopsida, Fagales, Fagaceae.